AGUGUCAAAAUCUAGCAAUGUCACAACAAUUCCGUUUGUAGUUUGUUAAUUUAGUAAGUUGAUAUUUUUGUAGUACAAAAUUAAAACACACGAAAAACUCCAAGUACGCACGAAAUUAUUGUAUCUUCAGCGCGGAACAUCGCGUGAGGUUCGGCCAAGGCUCCACCAACAGCCCAAAGAAAUAUUCAAAUUGGAGUUGGGGAUCCCCACAGCGUUCGAACCCCGGAAGAAGAAAAACUGAAGCUCAUUUGUAAAUGGAUUGUGUAGAUGUUUACCAAAUUGUUAAUUGAUCAAAUGGACAGAAAGGUCCAACAGCAACAGCAGCAGCGACAGCUGCAGCAGGCAGCGAAGUCACAAUUUCCCGUGUGGACCUCAACCAGCACCAAGGAACCAGCCGCCGCCAUGGCAUCGGGCAAGACUUAUCCCUUGACCAAGAGCUCCACAGCCACGACGACAUCGGGUGCAAAGUGUACGAAAAAAAAGAGAUUUGUGCGUCCCAAGGCGGAAACCAAGCUCAUAGGCGAAUCGGAUGAUCUGCCCGAUGCGAAUACGGGCAGGAUGAAUCGCUACUACAACGCCAAGAACCCAUCGAACACUGGCCAAGAAAUCAUUCUGCAUAAUCCCAUCAAGACACACGACUUGGCGGAGAACAUGUCCAAGCUGGCGAGAAGGAAUGCGCUCAAGGAGCUGGCCGCCCUGCAGGCACAACAGGCGCAAUCGACGGACAAGAACGAGGACGCGCUGCGCGAGCUGCAGGAGAGCAUUCCGGAGAUAAGCAAAAUCUUCGAUGUGCACUGCCGCAUUGGCAGCGGCACCUUUAGCAGCGUGCUGCUGGGCACUCUGCAGCGGGAGCGUUGCCUCAGCGAGACGAGUCGCCGGCGGUUUGCCAUCAAGCAUCACAAUCCCACGAACCAUCCCGAGCGCAUUCUGCGUGAGUUGGAGUGCAUGUUCCGCAUUGGGGGAGUGGACAACUGCAUCGGCAUCAACUGUGUGGUGCGCUGCAACGAUAAUGUGGCCUUUGUGAUGCCCUACAUGAGCCACGAUCGCUAUCACGACAUCUACCGCUCCAUGGGGGUGCAGGAGGUGCGCAAUUACAUGCGGAAUCUGCUCAUUGCCCUGCGGCAUGUGCACAAGUUCAGCGUCAUCCAUCGGGAUGUGAAGCCCAGCAAUAUCCUCUACAAUCGUCGUACCGGCAAGUUCCUGCUCUGCGACUUUGGACUGGCGCAGAAGAUCGGCCCCGAUGGCAGCAUUGUGCAGUCCGAGCUGAGCAACGCUGCCGCGUUGGCUCUGAUGCGGGACAUGGAGGCGGCUCGUCAUCUGAUGUUGCAGGACGGCAACAGUGCCCAGGACGAGGUGCAGGAGUAUCUCAGCUGUCAGCAGGAGCAGCGCGUUCGAGCUUUGGGCGGUGGCGUAGCUCAGGCUCCGGCUCCCCUCGUGGCCAGAAAGGAUGCGGCCGUUCAGCGUGCGGACACCCAAAGGCUAAUCAAUCGCCUGCGCUUCGUCAACCCAAGUGCGGAUCCCAACAACUAUGUCUCCCCCACGAAUGCCGACAAGAAGGAGGUGCAUGCCUCACGCGCCGGCACUCCCGGCUAUCGUCCGCCCGAGGUGCUGCUGCGCUGCCCCACACAGACCACGGCCGUGGACAUCUGGGCAGCGGGUGUCAUCAUGCUGACGACCCUCUCCUCGAUGCAUCCGUUCUUCAAGGCGCCCAACGAUUGCGCUGCUCUGUCGGAGAUCAUCAAUGUCUUUGGGGACAUUCAAGUGCGCAAAACUGCCUUCAUGAUGGAUCGCCUGGUGCUGCUCACCCAGAAGAUGACCGCCCUGGAUCUGCGGCGUUUGUGCAUGAGGUUCCGCCUCGCGGAUCACUUCCUCUCGAUGGACGUGCUGCGGCGUCAUUGCAAGGCCGAUGGCACGGUGGAGGCGUGCAAGAGCUGCGAGCAGGCCACCUUCAAUUGCCUCUGCAGCCACACCAGCCACAAGAUUGAGAAAUAUGAGGGUUUGGAUAUCUUCCCAGCCAAUGCCUACGAUCUGCUGUCCCGCCUGCUCGAAGUGAAUCCACAGAAGCGCAUCUCCGCCGAUGAGGCGCUCAAGCAUCCGUUCUUCAGCGAUCAGCAUCGCCUUGUGUCGGGCAUGUCGCUGCAACAGCAGCAGCAGCAUCAACAGAGACUCCUGCAGCAGCAGCCACAGCAGCAGGGGCCAGCAUUUCGUGUGAGGGAAACCCUGCCAGCGGCCGCUGCCCGCACCCUCAAGCCCUACGUCUGCGGCGCACCCGAUGCUCCAGCCUAAAGAUUCAACAUCAAGAAAUGUCCACAAAAUUCCCAACGAAAAAUAUAUGGUAGGAUUUUUGCA
Molecule: messenger RNA, 2349 nt
Organism: Drosophila subobscura
Lineage: Eukaryota; Metazoa; Arthropoda; Insecta; Diptera; Drosophilidae
Product: cell division cycle 7-related protein kinase
Exons: 1
Coding region: 268-2286 (672 amino acids)
Biological process (GO): mitotic DNA damage checkpoint signaling; protein phosphorylation
Cellular component (GO): nucleus
Molecular function (GO): ATP binding; protein serine/threonine kinase activity
Source: RefSeq, a predicted model, not a curated record